AAAAUCCAGGAGCUUCCGGGGGCUUCGCCCCCACACCCCCUGCCUCAUAAAGUGGCACCCCCCGUAACUGCAAUUCCUGGAUCCGCCCCUGCAUGAUUCGAGUUUCUCUAUAGGUCAGGUGUGUUAUAGUUCAUGAUAAUUCGAGUUUCUCUAUUUCUAUGGAUGCAGUGUGUUAUAAUUCAUAAUGAUUCGAGUUUCCCUUUAGUUAUAGAUCCGGUGAAUUAUAGUUCAUAGCGAUUCGAGUUUCUCUAUAUUUCUAUAGGUCAGGUGUGUUAUAAUUCAUAAUGAUUUGAGUUUCUCUAUUUCUAUAGAUCCGGUGUAUUAUAGUUCAGAAUGAUUCGAUUUUCUCUAUAUCUAACCAUCUGGUGAAUUAUAAGUCAUAAUGAUUCGAUUUUCUCUAUACCGGUAGUUAUAUAUUCGGUGAAUUAUAGUUCAUCAUGAUUCGAGUUUCUCUAUAGUUACAGGUCAGGUGUGUUACAGUUCAUAACCAAGUUUGGUUUGAACAUUUGGAAUAAAGUCUUUCUGUUAAUCUUGGGUCUGAAGUUCGCCUUUGGAACGGAAUUGGAAUCAUCUCGAGUCGUACCAACCUUAACCCCCACACCGCUUUGAAAAGUUUCUGGAUUUAAUACUUAACUACAUGUAAUUCAGUAGUAUUCGUGUUGAACAGAUUGUUAGACUACUGUAGAAUGUUGUAUAUGCGGGUGUGUCCGUGUUGUGACAUCAUUACCUGGGUAGAGAGAGGGCCCGGGGGGCAAGACGUAACAGAUCGACGUCACGUGUACCCAUGAUCACGCAUACACAGGAACAAGUACACCACGCAAAAGGUUUCUUGAUAUGUCGAGUUCAGUGAGCUUCCUGAAAACCGGAUCUUUGAUAUUCAACUUGCUUGUGUUUUUGUCAGGAUCGGCGUGCACGGCUCUGGGACUGUACAUCCUAGUUUCUGACUAUGGACCGAGGACGCUGUCCGGAGUUCUGGGGAACGAGCUCUAUCACAUUGCCGCCUAUGUGGCUAUUGCAGGGGGCGCCUCCAUCGUCAUUAUCUCCCUGUGUGGCUGUGUGGGUGCCGCCAAGGAGAGCAAAAUCAUGCUGGCCUGUUACUCCAUUCUGAUGACAAUUGUAUUCAUUGUGUUUCUUACAAUUGCAAUCCUGGUCUUCCUAUUUCUGGGACAGACGUCACACCAAACGAAGGAGUCCAUGAAGACGGUACUGAUAGAGAAGUACGGGGUGAACCAAAAGGACCCCGAGAAUCGCGUAAUUACGGAGAUGUGGGACUUCCUACAAAAACAACUGAAGUGCUGUGGUGUGUCUGGGGACGCAAAUUCGACCGACUCUUGGGCAAUCUACAAGACAAAAUCAGAAUGGUACAGAUCGCGGGAAUCCGACGGUCAACUUGUAAGUGGUCAGUUAGUCCCGGAAAGCUGUUGCAGCCCGGACGGUGAUCUUAAAACAUGUUCCGGAGUGUCACCUUUUGAUGGGCCGCCACACACUGACCCGCCGUUCAGCGGGCCCUAUAGGAAGAAUCCAAAUAUGUACCACACGGGUUGCUAUGACGAGAUCGUACACUAUAUCCAAGGCCACGCCCUGAUGAUUGGAGGAAUUGCGAUAGCCGCUAUUGUUGUCAUGCUUUUCGGUGUCGUGUUCGGAGUAUGUUUAUGUCGGUCCAUUCGGAGCCGGGGAUACAGAUAUUGAUAUUUAUUAUUUAUACAUUUUAUAUGAGUUUACAUUUGCAAUAAAGCUAAUUUUGUACUACUCUUAAAA
Messenger RNA from Ostrea edulis (European flat oyster), 1758 nucleotides. Its product is annotated as CD82 antigen-like. The transcript has 9 exons. The coding region runs from base 835 to 1689 and encodes 284 amino acids. The record is from RefSeq and is a predicted model, not a curated record. Gene Ontology annotation, cellular component: membrane. Lineage: Eukaryota; Metazoa; Mollusca; Bivalvia; Ostreida; Ostreidae.